Ricinus communis (castor bean) is the source of this 2267-nucleotide messenger RNA. RefSeq names its product protein IQ-DOMAIN 30. The transcript is spliced from 8 exons. Bases 245 to 2017 code for a protein of 590 amino acids. Gene Ontology annotation, molecular function: protein binding. The record is from RefSeq and is a predicted model, not a curated record. Lineage: Eukaryota; Viridiplantae; Streptophyta; Magnoliopsida; Malpighiales; Euphorbiaceae.
AGUAUUUGGCUUCUUAUUUUUUUUUUUUUUCUUCUUUUAGUUAGAGCUGUGUCAGUACAGAAAGAGUAAACAGAGAGAGCAAGCAAAGCAAAAAUUGAUGUCGCUUUAGAUCACCACAUAACAUUUCCUUAGUUUACAAGCGCACUCUCUCAUGGAAUGAUAGAUUUGGAGCUUUUAACAGUUACAUUAUUCAAAAUGCAGGAAUUUGGGUUUGGAUUUGUGUGGUGAUUAUUGAUUAUCCAGCAUGGGCAAAUCACCAGGAAGAUGGAUCAAAACUAUAUUAUUUGGAAAGAAAUCUUCCAAAUCUCAUUCUGCCAAAGGAAGAGAGAGAACUGCAAACGAGAAACAGUUAUUGGUUGCUGCCAAGGCAUUAGAAGAUGAUGCUAUUUCAGCUCCUGUGAUCUCACAUCCAAUCCCAGUUCCUACUGUUCGCUCUGAAAGGCACUUAGAACUUGAGAGCCAGGAGACUGCUGACUUACCACAUAAUGGGAGUGUAUCUUUGCCAGAAAAUCAAGAUGCAAAUUUUCAAGGAUCUACACCCCAAGUUGCAUUGUCUGAUGAUGAGAGAAGAAGGCUGGAGGAAGCUGCAACAUUGGCACAAGCUGCAUUUAGGGGCUAUUUGGCUCGGCGGGCAUUUCGGGCUCUUAAAGGCAUAAUAAGGCUCCAGGCUCUUAUUCGAGGGCACUUGGUCAGGAGACAAGCUGUUGCCACUUUAUGCUGUGUUCUGGGUGUUGUCAAGCUGCAGGCAUUAGCUCGAGGGGUCAAAGUGAGGAAUUCUGAUAUUGGGCAGGAGGUUCAGAAAAAAUGGAAUGUGGUGAAGCCUCUGGAGGGAAAGCAAGGGGAUUCACAUGGUGUUAACGUUUCUAUCCUAAGGGCAAGGCUAUCAGCAAAUGCUUUUGUACGCAAGCUUGUGGCUUCAUCACGGACUGUGAUGCCUUUGUGCCUCUGCCAUGAACCUGAGGAACCAAAUUCAGUUCCCAGCUGGUUAGAACGUUGGUCAGCAUCUCACUUUUGGAAACCAAUUCCUCAACCAAAGAAAAUUUCUUAUUCAAAGACCCAAAGAAAGCAGGGUAAUGGUCAAAUGCUGGAAGCUGAAACUGGUAGGCCAAAGCGGAGUGUUCGGAGGGUCCCUGCUGCAAAUAUUGACAGUACUUCAGUGCAAGCAACAUCCGAAAUUGAGAAACCCAAACGCAAUUUUAGAAAAGUUUCGAGCCAUCCAGCUGAUACCACUCAGGAAAAUCCACAAAAUGAGCUAGAAAAGGUGAAACGUAACUUGAGAAAGGUUCAUAACCCUGUACUGGAGAACUCUAUUCAAUCAGAAGUUGAAAUGGAGAAGCCAAAGCAAAGUCCGGAAAAAGUAUCAGGCAGUUCUGGUGAUAAUCAUCUGGUACACACUAUGAACAAUCCCGGGGAGAAGGUGAAGAAAGAAACAACCUUGACAGCAACCAAAUUACCUGAUGUGGUGAAGACUGAGCCAACCUCGAGCUUGUCCAAAUCGACAGAGGCAGAAAUAACUUUGGAACCAUUAGGAAUAAAUGAAGCAUCAGAAAUAGAUGGUGAUCGAGCUGUGGUUGAAUCAAAGCCAUUAGUAGAGAGUGGUGGUGAAGAUGAGAAUACUCCUAUUACGAAUGGGGUGUUAAGCUAUAAUGAGGAUCCAACAAGCAAUGAAAACCAUAAAUCCAACAGGAAAACUUCUAGUGUAGUAAAGCAAGAACGUGCAGAGAAUGGGUUACAGAGUAGUAGUCCAGCACUCCCAAGCUAUAUGGCAGCAACUGAAUCUGCAAAGGCAAAGCUGAGAGCGCAAGGUUCCCCGAGGUUUAGCCAAGAUGGAGCUGAGAAAAAUAAUCUUGCAAGGCGCCAUUCUCUGCCAUCUUCAACGAAUAGCAAAAUCAGCUCACAGUCACCAAGGACGCGAAUGGUUCAUUCUGGUGGCAAAGCAGGGAAUAAAAGUGACAGAUCUGUGGUAUCAUCCAGAGAAGGAAAUGCAAAGGCAGCCCAGGUUGAGUGGAGGAGGUGAUUUUUUCAAGCCUUGUGGGUUUCGAGGGGUUAGCAUAAGGAGCUGAGUUCAAUUUCUUCUGCAGUUUUUGUUGUCUUUGUGUAAGAUUAUGAUGUAAAACUAAAAACUGAGUUGAAGGGCGUGUUGGCUCCAAGUCUUUCUAGAUUUUCCUGCAGUGGAUGUUUGUGAGUGAAUGUACAUCAUAGGUUUUGAACAUUUGUUUGUGCUACAAUUUUCAUACAUUAAUUCUAAACUCUGCUUGGUUUUCACA